Malania oleifera is the source of this 1262-nucleotide messenger RNA. RefSeq lists its product as uncharacterized. Lineage: Eukaryota; Viridiplantae; Streptophyta; Magnoliopsida; Santalales; Ximeniaceae. The coding region runs from base 67 to 960 and encodes 297 amino acids. The record is from RefSeq and is a predicted model, not a curated record. The transcript is spliced from 3 exons.
AGAGAGAGAGAGAGAGAGAGAGAGAGAGAGAAUCUUGGAUUUAUCUCCUACUUCAAUUGCUAGAACAUGAGGAUUAGGAAGAACACGAAGAUCUCUUCUCUGAUGUUUUCGCAUGCUUCAGCUUCUUCCUGCUUGCCACUACAGAUGCAUGUGUGUCAAUUGAACCAAUCACCUUGGGAUGUGAUUACUUUCCCUUCCGAUUCUACCUCCUUGUCGUUCCUCCCUCAAUUAUCAUUCUAUUUGCAGGGCGAAGGAGACAACAGCAUCACUGUGAAUGGGAGCUUAGGAGAUUCUAUUGGAACUACCAAGAGUACUGUAGAAGAAAAGUCAAACCCAAAACCAAAGCCAAAACUGAAGAUUUAUCCCACAGAGGAGAAUGAUACCGCAAAGAAGAAAGAGAAAAUAACAGCCGGUGAGGACAAGGUGGAGACCCAAUUUGAGUUCAUCAGAGGGGGAGGUGUAGAGACUAAAACUGCUGCUAUUGCUUUGUGUUCUAGAUCAGACGGUAGAGGCUGGCACUGCAAUAGGGAAGCCAAGCAAGGGCACACCUUGUGUGAGCAUCAUCUUGCUCAGCUUAGGUCUUACACAACUAAGGGUGCUGCAGCAGUAGCUCACUCUGCCGUCGCCGCCGCCUCCUGCCCCCGCCGCAACCGCAAGAAGCCUUUAAUUUCCACAAACCCCCACGAAUUCUACUACUAUUCUGGGUUCGGGCCUUGGUGGGGGAAGAAGAGAGGCGGCAGCACCAACGGAGAAUCAAACAAAACUGCUGCCUUAGAGGCCGCCACGGGAACCGCAGCCUUCUCUUCAUCUAGAAUCGAUCAAUCCGGCGAUAAAACUGAAGAGCUUGACUUCGUGGUUGACAACUACAAUGAUGGCGACAGAGAGGGCAAUGGCAAUGGCGCCGAACGUAAGAGAACCCGGAAGCCGGUGAAGGUGAGAUCGCUAAAAUCUCUGAUGUGAAGGAGGGUGGAUUUAGGUGGGAGCGUAGGAGUUUAGGGGUUUGGAGGUGUCGUGAUUAUCGUAGAUUUUUUUUUUACUUUUUCAAAGACUUUGAGCCGGAGGGUUUUAGGUUAAGGUUUACUAUGUCGUUUGCAUUUUGUCGCUGGUAAACGUAGGUUUUCUCUUGACCAUGGCAGGAGGAGAAUUUAUAGGGUCAUUGUGCAUUUAUGUUUUUUUUUCCUAUAAGAAGAAAAUCUAAGUUUUUUUUUUCCUCCCUCUAAAUUAAUUUAUUUCUUUGAUUUAAUUAAUGAAGCCCAACCAAA